Nerophis lumbriciformis (worm pipefish) is the source of this 1260-nucleotide messenger RNA. The record is from RefSeq and is a predicted model, not a curated record. NCBI's taxonomy places the organism in Eukaryota, Metazoa, Chordata, Actinopteri, Syngnathiformes, Syngnathidae.
AGUUACGCCGGAUGUUCCUACGUUGGGAAUGGAACCAAUGCGGAGGGUGGACUUUGGUUCUGCCAGGACACGGCGGAGACGGGCAAGAACUGGGCGGCGCUGUUGAUCCUGGUGGUCAUCGGUGUCACCGUGACGGGCAACAUCCUGGUCAUUCUGGCAGUGUCGCUGGAGAAGAAGCUCCAGAAUGCGACCAACUACUUCCUGAUGUCGCUGGCAGUGGCGGACAUGCUUUUGGGCAUAUUGGUCAUGCCGGUCUCCAUGGUGACAAUCCUCUAUGAUUACGGCUGGCCCCUGCCGUCUGAGCUGUGUCCCGUGUGGAUCUAUCUGGACGUGCUGUUCUCUACAGCGUCCAUCAUGCACCUGUGUGCCAUCUCGCUGGACCGCUACAUCGCCAUACGGAACCCUAUCCACCACAGCCGCUUCAACUCGCGCGCAAAGGCCCGAAUCAAGAUCGCAGCUGUGUGGACCAUCUCGGCCGGCAUCUCCAUGCCAAUCCCAGUGAUGGGUCUGCGCGACCAAUCCAAGGUGUUCAAGGACGGCAGUUGCCUACUGACGGAUGCCAGUUUUGUACUAGCUGGCAGCUUGGUGGCAUUCUUCGUGCCGCUCACCAUCAUGGUGGUCACCUAUUUCCUGACCAUCCGCGCCCUCCACAAAGAAGCCACCAUCUGCCUGGAUCAGCUGGUGCCACGUCCGAAGUGGGGCACCGGCUCCGCCUUGGUGCCGGGCUUCUUCCCGCAGGCCUCGCUGUCCUCCGAAAAGCUGGUACGACACGAAGCAGGGGGCGCUCCUUCGGCUCACUCCUUUGGGCGGCGCACCGCGCAAUCCGUUAGCAAUGAACAGAAGGCGUCAAAGGUGCUUGGAGUGGUCUUUUUCCUUUUUGUGGUCAUGUGGUGCCCCUUCUUCGUCACCAAUGUUCUGGUGGCAGCGUGCGACGCAUCGGCCUGUGACGCCACCCUCGCUGGGGGGCUGCUUAACAUCUUUGUGUGGGUGGGCUACCUGUCGUCCGCCGUCAAUCCGCUGGUCUACACGCUAUUCAACGAGACAUAUCGCGCCGCCUUUUUACGCUACCUGCGCUGCCGCUACGCGCCGCCCGCCAAGAAGCCGCUGCAACUCAUUCUAGUCAACACCAUCCCCCCCAUGGCGUACCCCUCGGUACAGGGCUUAGGCAAUGGAGCCCCGCGCCCCGAUUUCCCAUUCGCCGGACAGGAACGACAACCCCGAGUAAAAAAAACAGCACACGAGGACGAAAGCCGCGUGUGA